AUUAGAGAAAAAAAAACAGUUUGUCGCUGACUUCGCUGUCGUGUUGUUGUCAUAUCACUCGUCGGAACGUGAUAUCAAAAUUGAAAAAUAAAUAAAAGUUUCCUUUGAAACAAACGCGGUCCCAACACUUCCGACAACGACAGCCGCGUGUGAUCCUAUCGCGAGUGUCAACAUUUAGUGGUCCGUUUCCUCGUCAACAUCACCAUGAUCGAUGGGGGAAACAAAGAUGGCGGAAUAAUACGGUGAUCAAGCAAAGGUUUCGUGUUGUGGUGCGGUGCGUUAUGUGCGGCGGUGGACUGCGGUGGCAGCCGUGUCCGGGCGCGUGAGCGAGGGCGGCGGCGCGCACGAUGCGGGCGACGCGGGGGUGAUGCCGCCGCGGCCGGAGGCGGCCCGCGCGGCCAUGGCGGCCGAGGAGCCGCCGCUCUCUCUCUACACGGCCAUCUACGACUAUGACGCGCAGGGCGAGGACGAGCUGUCGCUGCGGCGCGGCGAGAUCGUGGAGGUGCUGUCAACGGACGCCACCAUCUCGGGCGACGACGGCUGGUGGACGGGCAAGAUCGGCAACCGCGUGGGGAUCUUCCCGGCGGUGUACGUGACGGAGAAGGACCCGCUGGCGGCCACGUCGGUGUUCGGCGGCGUGGACCCGCUGCGCAUCCCCUUCUGCGAGCUGCGCAUGGGCGAGACCAUCGGCGCCGGCGGCUUCGGCCAGGUCUACCGCGGCUUCUGGAACGACGAGGAGGUGGCCAUCAAGGCCGCGCGCCUCGACGCCAGCGAAGACAUCAAGAUCAUCAAGAAGAAUGUCCUGCAGGAAGCCAAACUGUUCUGGAUGCUGGAGCAUGAGAAUAUAGUGUCUUUAAAAGGGGUGUGUUUGGAGGAGCCUCAGUUGUGCCUUGUGAUGGAGUAUGCGGCGGGCGGGUCGCUGAAUAGGGCCCUCAUGGGGCGCAAGAUCCGCCCAGACAUCCUGGUGGACUGGGCCAUACAGGUGGCCCGCGGCAUGGCCUAUCUACACAUGGAUGCUCCCAUCUCCCUCAUUCAUCGGGAUCUCAAAAGUUCAAAUGUGCUGAUCAGCGAGCCGAUCCUGCCGGACGAGAGCCUCGAGCACAAGACGCUCAAGAUCACGGACUUCGGGCUCGCGCGGGAGGCCUACAAGACGACGCGGAUGUCGGCCGCGGGGACCUACGCGUGGAUGCCGCCCGAGGUCAUCAUCAGCUCGACAUUCUCGCACGCAUCCGACGUGUGGUCGUACGGCGUUCUCCUCUGGGAACUACUUACUGGCGAGACCCCGUACAAGGGGCUCAACGGGCUGACGGUCGCGUUCGGCGUUGCCAAGAACACGCUGCAGCUGCCCAUACCGAGCACGUGCCCCGCGCAGUGGCAGCACCUCAUGGAGGCCUGCUGGAGCAUCAACCCGCACGCUCGGCCCUCCUUCUCCCAAAUCCUGCACGAGCUCGAGGGCAUCCGGCAGUCGGAGUUCACGCGCGGGCCGCACGAGAGCUUCCACACCAUGCAGGCGGAGUGGCGCCUCGAGAUCGACGAGGUGCUCGAGGACGUGCGACUGAAGGCCAUGGAAUGCAAAACUUUCGAAGAGGAGUUGAGGACCAGAGAAGAGGAGCUGACCCGGAUCCAGAUGGAGCAGCAGCAAAUGGACCAGAACCUGGCGCGGAGACAGGCCGAGCUGGAUAUGAGGGAACAGAAGGUGCAGGAGCGGGAGUUCCAUGUCAUGCUGAAGGAGGGGAAUAUUCCGAGGAGUCAGCCGCCGCAGCCUAUUACUAGGAAAGGCAAGUUCAGCCGUCUGAAGCUCCUGCGCAAAGACGCGAUAUCCUCCCCCGUGGACUUCCGUCACACGCUGACCGUGCGUCCCAGCGAGGACUCGGAGUGCCACGUGAAGCAGCUGGUGGCCAUGGUGAAGGACACGCCGCCCGGCUCGCCGGCGAUCAUGAAGGCUAUCGUGCUGCCAGCGGACGGCGUAAAAGGCAAGACGUGGGGCCCGUCCAGCCUGCACCAGCGCGAGCGCACGCACCUGCCCCUGCCCGCCCAGCUGCGCGCCCGCCCGCCCCACAAGCUCAGCAAGUCCGCGCCCGCCCUGCCGCCCCAGCCGCCCUACCCAGGUUGUUUUGUUCCUUACACAGACUACAGUCCGGACGACUGGGGGCCGGAGCACCCUCUGUCCUCCUCCUCGCGCUACGCCGUGCCCAUGCCCACCCUGUAUAAUAAUGAAGGCUGCAAAUACAAGAAGCCGGGCGUGGUGUCGCUGGUGCUGUACAACAUGGCGGCGCUGCUCGGCGGCGUCGCGUGCGGCUACGACGUGCGCGAGACCAACGUGUCGCCGCUGCACCCCACGCUACGCCCGCACAGAUCGGAGACGGAGGGCGAGAGCUCCGUAUACUCGGGCUACGGGUUCGGACACAACACGUACCACGGGCCGGCCCGCCACGCGCGCGCGCCGCUGCACGCCAUCACGGGCUCGCCGAUCUCGAGCGUGCAAGCGGCGGAACAAAAACCGAUCCGCUUCACCGACUCUCCGACCCACUACGCGGUGCCCUCAUCAUCAUCAGGAUACGGACAUUCGGCCCAGCCCUUGUCUGGGACCUCCGGGGUGGGUACUAACUACACCUCUACUCAGCCCGCCACCCCCUCGCCGAGACGAACCUCUUCUUCGACUUCAGAUCACAUAGCAGACCUGUAUUGCAACUACAGGGAGAACUUCCAGCCUUCCCCGUGUCAAGACAGGGACUUUUAUUACAGAGCGGAGCCGUAUAAUGCGUACGAUCGCAUGGACAAACAUAAUUAUUACGGGUACGAUGAAGCGUUUGAUUACAGAGAGCCUACGCCGGAUUAUAGACCGGCGCCGUUCGCGCAUAGAAGGACGCCGAGCAAUUCGUCGGCGACUAAUAGUCAUGUGGAGGAGUCAUUCUCUCCUUCGAGACAGUAUAGAGCGGAGAAGUUUAGCUCGCCGAAAGCUGUCCCUUCGGAGAGGAGGGAAGAGUACAGAACGCCAACAAAACCUCCGCCUGAAUACCCACGAAAGGCAGACUAUUCUCUCCCGCCUCGGGAUUACUACCGACACGAAUCGCUAGAGCGGGCCGAACAGGAAAGGCCGGGGAAUUUAGGCCUCGAAUUGGGACCGUCAAAGCUUCGCUCCAGCCUGAAGAAGUAUAAAAAGACGAGUGUGUCAGGCGGCAGCUCAGGCGGGGGCACCCCCACUAACCCGACCCCGCCGGAGAGUGUGACCAGCGAGACGGAUAGCUCUUACGUAUCAGCUCGGGAUGCGUCAAGCGGUUCCUUAACCCGCGUGAGGUUCAGCCCAGAGACGAUGGAAGGCGCGCUGGAGCGGCGCCCGAGUAGACACUCGUAGCGAAGGCUCAAAAAGUUCGAUGACUAUCUCGUUUGAAUAGAACGCGUGAGCGGUAACGCGAGUGAUAUACACUGUGAUCCUCAGUAGCUCAGGGUUAGAUCUUCCACAUGCCCGGCGCAUGCUUCGCGCACUGUUAGUUUCUCACGUCUUACUCCUUUGUGUACGAAAGUUGGGAUUAUCUUCAACUGUGAUGUGGUUGAAUACAAUUUUAACUCGAGUAAAUUAAGGCUUUCUUUUCUUUUUGUAUGUUUUUCUUGUCUUUGUUAGCACAUUCGCUCGUGUUACGCUUUCUGGCGUCUUGUAAAUAGCUUCAACGGGUAGUCACAACGAGCUUAUUUGAUUGGCGAUAAUUGUCGUUAUUAAUAUUAUGUACGUAUGUAUCAAGUUUGUCUGCGUAGAAACGCGUUGUCUUAUAUUAAGACUGACUUCGCGUUGUAUAAAGAAUCAAAUUAUUGGUUUGGAAAUAAAGGGCCUUAUGUAAGUCAUUUACAUAAAAUGAGAACCUUGUCACAGGACUAUCUUAUGUGAAGCUAGGUUUGUAUUCAUGAUAAUAUAAAAAUAUAGUUUUAUAAGGGUUUGAAAGGAUAGGUAGGUGAUGAGGAAUCUACAAUAGGCACUUUAUUUCCGAAAAACGCUAGAUGGGAACAUUACUAGCAUAUCCCAGAAAUAUAUUUGUAAAAGGUAUUUAGAUAUUUCUAAAUUUUCUUAAUAACGACUAGAAACAUCAUAAGAUAUUUUAAGGAAUCUCUAUAUUUAUCGUAAAUUAUGUAAAGUAUAUUCGACCUAUAUGUCCCCUUGUUUAGUUUGAUGUUUAUGCCAACCAGUUUCUGAAAUAACGCUUCGAUCUACAGUCCAACUAGAAAGUCCUGAAAACGGAAGUGGAUAGUAACUCAUUGUUAAAAACCGUGUUUAAUCGAUCUAUUUUAUUUUUAUUAAAGGACAAAUCCGUUAAAAACCCAUUUUCAAUCAGUAUUUUAUUUUUUAAAU
This is a messenger RNA of Plutella xylostella (diamondback moth), 4342 nucleotides long. The record is from RefSeq and is a predicted model, not a curated record. NCBI's taxonomy places the organism in Eukaryota, Metazoa, Arthropoda, Insecta, Lepidoptera, Plutellidae.